This is a messenger RNA of Microstroma glucosiphilum, 1635 nucleotides long. Its product is annotated as beta-lactamase/transpeptidase-like protein. Bases 40 to 1398 code for a protein of 452 amino acids. The record is from RefSeq and is a predicted model, not a curated record. Lineage: Eukaryota; Fungi; Basidiomycota; Exobasidiomycetes; Microstromatales; Microstromataceae. The transcript is spliced from 3 exons.
CAAUUGCUCGCUCGCUCGUAUCCCUGACAGUUGUCCAAUAUGGCUGCAAAGAUCCCUACUCUGUCUGCAAGCGCAGUCGCUGAACUCACUUCUCUGCUAGAAGAAUACACGGCUUUUCCCAAGCCUCGCCUCCCUGGUACCUUUCUCACAGUCAGCUCUACAAACCCCAACGCUCCUCUCUUCCUUGAUGCCAAAGGAUCUCGCAAUGCUACCGCAGACUUCACCGAUGAUCCUCGCGGGCCAGUGACACCAAAGACGCUGCUCUACAUUGCUUCGUGCACAAAGUCCAUCGUGGCCAUCUCCCUCUUGUUGCUCAUGCAGGAGGGCAAGAUCAAGAGUCUAGAUGAGUCUGUUGAUCCUUACAUUCCUCAGAUGAAGGCCAAUGGGGUGCUGAACACGAAGACAGGGGAGAUCGAACCUGUGCACAAAGACAAAGAUAUUACGAUCCGCAUGCUGAUGGACCACACGUCUGGCUCUACUUACCCUUUCAAGGAAGCCAGCCUGCACGCCUGGGCAGAAAAGAAGGGGCAGCCUUCCGCCUUUUCCCUCACAAAAGCGGCCUUCGUCGAUCUCCCCCUCCUCUUUCAGCCAGGGGAGGGAUGGAGCUAUGGCUUUGGACUGGACUGGGCCGUGCUGCUCAUCGAGAAGCUCCUCGGUGAUGGGACUACCUUUGCGCAGUUUGCCCAGAAGAGGAUCUUCGACCCGCUAGGUAUGAAGAAGUCAACUUUCACCCCCAGAGAUCUUGUUGCCUCGACUGCAGCAGCCGAAGGGGUCCCAGAUGAUGCCAAGGCAAUGUACGCCUCCAAGCAUGGUAUGGAAAUCCAUUGGAGAGAGGAAGACGGCUCGCUGGUCCCUGUGACGAAGCAAUACCCGCGACCUGCGGGGGCGAUUUGGGAAGGAGAAGGGGCAGCUGCACCAGAUGUAGCCAGCGGAGGAGCAGGUCUGGUCAGCACAAUUGAGGACUACGGACGGUACCUCUCCUUCCUUAUCGCUCUCUCAAAGUUCCCCGCUUCUUCAGCCGAGGCUGAGAAGCUCUCCAUCCCCUCUUCGGUCUUCAUAGACCCUUCCAUCUCUCGCCAGCUCUUCACACCGCACCUGUCAGAUGCCCAGAUCCCGGGGCUUGUGAGGACGCUCGAGGACGAGGGUGUCGUGGCUCCCAAGGGGGGAUACGCCAAUCUUCAGCACACUUCGGGCUUGGCGUAUCUCCCAAAGGGCACCGAGGCUGGAGUGACGCAAGGCUCGGUCUUCUGGAGUGGCAUCACCUGCCUGUUCUACAUUGUCGAUCCGACGAAGGAGAUUGCGGUGAUGCUGGCUACGCAAAUCCUGCCGUAUGCGGACCCGAUGUGGAAAGAGCUCCUGUACAAGUGUGUCAAGGUAAUCUACGGCGGUCUGGAGUGAGGGGUGAGGGCAUGAUGGAGCCGAGAUCAGGAGCCCGUCUGUUGCCGUUGUUAGUAUUACAGCCUUUGACUCAAUCACCAGCUUCAGAUCCCUCAGACAUUCUCAUCGCGAAUGGAUAUGAGUAGAGUAUGGAAUUAUGCACGGUGAGGAGCUUUAUGGCAGCUGAUCGACUAUGUACAAUGAACUGACAUUCGGAGAGCUGCGACGAUGGCGUCGAGAGUAUGGGCUGCUGCGACG